AUGUGCGGCCGACGGGCUCUUCUGUGCCGCAGAAUCACGGGAAGCGGAUUCCGGAAUACCCAUCUCUUUCAACUAAAUGCUACCAACAAAGGCAUCGCGUACAACUUUUGCGGAGCCCUCGUGACCUUGCUCUGCCACCUCGGCAGCCAGAAGCAUGAUACUGUCUUCCUACAGCCGGUGUAUCUCUACUACAAAAGCUCUGAAGAUCCAUAG
This is a messenger RNA of Penicillium longicatenatum, 213 nucleotides long. RefSeq lists its product as uncharacterized. The transcript has a single exon. The record is from RefSeq and is a predicted model, not a curated record. Bases 1 to 213 code for a protein of 70 amino acids. Lineage: Eukaryota; Fungi; Ascomycota; Eurotiomycetes; Eurotiales; Aspergillaceae.